Molecule: messenger RNA, 438 nt
Organism: Aspergillus aculeatus ATCC 16872
Lineage: Eukaryota; Fungi; Ascomycota; Eurotiomycetes; Eurotiales; Aspergillaceae
Exons: 2
Coding region: 1-438 (145 amino acids)
Source: RefSeq, a predicted model, not a curated record
AUGCCCGCCCCCGCCGCAACCCAAACCGCAACCUUAAACAAGUUCAUCGACGGCUGGAAAGGCUGGACGCCGGACGGCUUCCUGGCCAGCUGGUCCGACGACUGCGCGCAAGUGACUCUGCCAUUCAGCUCGGGGGUCCCGCCUCGCACCCGGGCCAUCACCGAGAAGCUCUUCCCCAAGCUCAUGUCCAUCCUGACCAACUUUCAGCUGACGGUACACAAUGUCAUCCAUGAACCCGCGGAGAGCAAAGCGGUCAUCUAUGCCAUCACGACGGCCGACUCGCCCUUCGGACCGUACAAGAACGAACACGCGUGUUUCGUGUGGUUUGAUGAAAGUGGCGAGUCCGUGAACCGGAUCGAGGAGAUGUUUGAUGGGGUGUUUAUGAAGGGCUUCUUGCCCAAGUUGGAGGCGUAUAUUAAGGGGCAGGAGGAGGCUUGA